Molecule: messenger RNA, 3587 nt
Organism: Saccostrea echinata
Lineage: Eukaryota; Metazoa; Mollusca; Bivalvia; Ostreida; Ostreidae
Product: putative amine oxidase [copper-containing]
Exons: 3
Coding region: 252-2696 (814 amino acids)
Biological process (GO): amine metabolic process
Cellular component (GO): plasma membrane
Molecular function (GO): primary methylamine oxidase activity; copper ion binding; quinone binding
Source: RefSeq, a predicted model, not a curated record
UCGUCUAGUACAGUUACCCGAAUUUAAAGCUGUAUCUCUCACGAUUAACCCCUUUAUCAUCGAUUUUAUAACCGCCAAGGAGAUCUACCUCAAUAUUUGGGAGAUAAACAGGCAGAGAGUUUAUCUCACUUUAUUUACCCGUUGAAUCACCGACGUUUUAUACUUACCCAUCAGACUUUACAUCUGUGAACAUGCGCAUUACAUAAUUGAACUUUGAGACUCUUUUUACUACAAGAAACUCGGAUUCCGAGAUGGAAAACAAUCACGAAACUGAUCCUCUAGACAAAAAGAAAGAGGACAGACCAGAGUCCUACAAUGAGGACAAAUCUGAAAAACACAGACGGACAAUCGGACGUUUCCGCAUCAUGGUGUUUGCAGCUGGGAUACUAAUUCUCCUACUGUUAAUCAUAGUUAUAGUGGUGGGUGUCAUGAAGAAAUUUGAGAAGAUUCCGCCUUGCUCGUCAGGCCAAACAGUUGAUCUAUCAGAACCGAAUAAUCCGUCAAUGUUUCAUGAUUUAACUUCCAAGGAAGUGAAAGGAAUGAUGGAUUUUCUUUAUAAACAAAAAGAUCUUAAUUUAACAAGACCAGUAAAAGCCAAAGUGAGAUCAUCGUACAUAUUUACAGCAGAACUCCAUCUACCUGAAAAAGCAGACGCAACUUCUUUUCUUGAUAGUGGUUCUGGACAGAAACCACCAAGACAAGCGCGAGUCAUAAUUUUUCGGGGAGACUUACUCAUACCAAAAAUUAUGGAGAUAGUCGUCACUCCGCUCCCUAAUCCCACUCAUUACACGAUCUGGAAGGACGACAUUCCUUUCCAGUACCGCCCUAUUACUGGUCCAGAUUAUGGUGGUGCUAUAGAAAAAAUCACACAGGAGACUGAUCGAAAAGCGCGCCAACUUUUACAAGAAAGCUUUGGUGGGUCACUUACAAAUUGUGGUGAAACUUGUCUUACUUAUAAAUAUGUUACACUUAUGUCAUCUGCAGUUAGUGGAAGAGAUCGACGUCUAUACUGGUUCUGGAUGUCUCAGUUUGUAGAAUUUUACAUUCUCCAUCCUAUUGACUUCGCUGUGCUAGUCGAUAUGGACGAUCCAAAUUAUUCAAUUGAGAAAGUAUGGUACAAUGAGCAUACGUUUGACACCCUCGACUCUCUUGUUAAACAAUACAAUGAGGACAAAUUGCAAAAGAAACACUUACUUUUUCCCGAUUUGUCCGAGACUCUGUUUUCCAGAUUAUACAGACGAGGCACCGAGUUCCCGAAAACAACACAGCGUCCACCCAUUUCUAUCGAACCAGAUGGUCGCAGAUACAGUGUAGAAGGUCAGCAUGUGAAGUACAUGAACUGGGAAUUUGACUUCAGAAUGUCUAGUACUCGGGGCCCACAGCUAUAUGAUAUACGUUUCCAAAACAACAGAAUUGUGUACGAACUUGCUUUACAAGAAAUCAGUGUCUUUUAUUCCGGAUAUAAGCCGACACAGAUGUUUGCAAAUUACUUUGAUUCAACUGCUCUGAUUGGUCCUCAGGAUAAAGGGUUAGUCCCAGGUGUUGACUGUCCGUCCCAUGCCACAUUUAUGCCUGCUUCUCAUGUACUGGAAUCCUCUGAAAAGAUGAUCACAUACAAAAACUCUUUCUGUGUGUUUGAAAUCAACACAGGAAUGCCUCUUCGAACACAUCACUCUUUCUCUCCAUUCCAUGGCGCAUUUUAUGAAGGACUGCCAAAUACUAUUCUUAUACUGAGAUCAAUCCUUACAGUGGUCAAUUACAGCUAUCUCCUUGACUUUAUAUUCUACCAUACCGGGGCAAUGGAAGUUAAAAUAGUGUCAACUGGUUACAUACUUUCUACCCCGUUUACAGCCAACGCUGCGAACUUUGGGGUACAGGUGAGCGACAACAUCAAUGGUAACCUACACCAUCAUAUGUUUAGCUACAAGGUAGAUAUAGAUAUUGAAGGACCUCAGAAUCGCUAUAGAACUCUGGACAUCUCCACUAAAGCUUCUGCCAACCGAUUCAAUCCAGACCCUAAUGCAAAAAUUGUCCAAGGUCAAUUCGUGGUUUCUGAGAAAAAGACGGAAAGCGAAGCUGCAUACAAGUAUAAUUUUGAUACCCCAAAGUACCACUUGUUCUACAGCAAUUUGAAAAGCAAUAAGUUCGGGGUUCCAAGAUCAUACAGGCUGCUGAGUCGAGGAAUGAGUAAACAACUGUUACCAGAAGGCGAGGGGAACGAACCGGCCAUGGCCUGGAUGCGCUAUCAAAUGGCGGUCACCAAACGGAAAGAAAAUGAAAGAAUAUGUAGUUCCAUAUAUAGUGGAUUGGACGCUAAAUCACCAGUUGUCAAUUUUGACGACUACUUGAACGACAAUGAAAAUAUUGUAGAUGAGGAUUUGGUUGCUUGGGUGAGUAUGGGCGUCCAGCACAUCCCCCAUACAGAGGAUCUCCCUGUAACUCACACACCAGGCAUGGAUCUCAGUUUUUUCCUGUUACCGUAUAAUUAUUUUCCAGAAGACCCUGCAAUGGGAUCACGUGAUUCCGUGAGGAUAGAACCAAACAUAUACAAUAAUCCUAAGAGUGGAGUAAAAGUAACCGGAUUUGAUAAAGAAGAUCUUCAAUGUAAACCCCCUGUAAACAAUUAUCAGCAAGCCGUAGAAGCUGAUCCGGGUAUUUUGUUUGAAAGUUCGGAUGGACAAUCCACAUCAAUAUAAAUAUGUAUGUACAUGUACAUCAGAAACAGUUGAAGACUGGAUUUGUAAAAGAGCUGGUGAAUGAAAUGGUUUUGGAUGCAAGUCUUGGCUAACGUCAUGAAUGUUUAGAAUAUCAUCCAAAGUUUCAUGUGUGUAUUUCACUGUGUGCAUAAAGUGUUAUGCUUAAGAAUCAUUGAAUUAGUAUAUUUAAUUAUAUUUUUGGGAUUGGGCAAUUAUACACUUAUCCACUGGCUGAAAGUACGAUCGUUUUUUUAACCGUGUAAGGAAAGAAAAAGUACCUGUUACGAGUAAAUGAUAAAUAAGAUUUCCCAUUCACACAAAGAGAGGGAAGUGUAAUUUUACCGAUGUACAUAUUUCCUGAGGGUUGAAUAGCACAUUUUAUACCCCAGGGUAUAGUUUUGUUGAACUCUGCAGUAUUAAGGAAAUCGCCAACCAAUCAUAAUGCAGGUUAAACCAUUCGAUAUUGUUGUCAAAAUUUGAAUGUAAAAUUUCUGAGGGUGGAAAGUGUACCAGUAUUUUAUACCCAUUUGUAUAUUUUUGCUAUAUAUGAAAAAUUUUAGACUAUAAAAUAGUAGUUUUACCUCCUAACUUUAUCUAAGGAACAUUUAAACAGUAGUAAAAUGAGUAAAAAAAAUAAUUUUAAGAAAAAACUUAUUCAUAAGGCGGUCUGAACUUAUAUUAUCGAAGUCUAUCGUAAUUCCAUCAAAAGUUUUGCAUAUAGGUAGUCUACAAUUUACUGAACAUUUGCAGUAUAUUUACUGGGAUUUUGCAUAAUUUUUUUAACCAUCGUAUGUAACAUAUAGAUAAUGUUAUGUAUUUUGUAACAAUUUCUAUGUAUUUUUCUGUAAUGUUUUUCAAAUAAUAAAUACAUUGUAAUUCUUUAUUGCUGAA